Dreissena polymorpha is the source of this 960-nucleotide messenger RNA. RefSeq lists its product as uncharacterized. The coding region runs from base 182 to 853 and encodes 223 amino acids. The record is from RefSeq and is a predicted model, not a curated record. The transcript is spliced from 3 exons. NCBI's taxonomy places the organism in Eukaryota, Metazoa, Mollusca, Bivalvia, Myida, Dreissenidae.
UCAUGCAGUGACGUUGCUGGUGCGAUGCCCGACUAUAAUCGUCGUCAAAGAGAUAGCGUCAUCUAGCUUCAAUAAGAUCUACACCUUUAGCAAUCUAGAACAGAAUUUGCAUUACGUUAUUGAAAUAGUAAAAAACACCAGUUUGAAUGUGCAGCCUUUACCGUGUACGGAACAAGUCGUCAUGGAGGAUGUGUUGAUUCACGCAGUAAAGCCGUCCUUUUUCUUGCUCACUCCCCAUCCUUACAGACAGGAAAUGCUUGAUGACAUCAACACCAAUGCAAAGAACCUUAGCAACAAACGACCCACACGCGCUCCGUCUGCCAAUGCCAUCCGAAAUAUCGACAUUUCUCGACCAAACGAGCGGACAUCCAGUCUACACGCGACCGCAAUUAGAAGCUCCGGGAGUUUACCGAGAACGCCAUCUAUCGAGACGCCACUCGGACUAGUACGGAAUACAUCGUCAAACUCCAUGGAACCAGUUCGCAUGCAUAGCGGAACCAGCUCGGAAAAUUUUAAGCGGGAAAUCAGUACAUAUAAAUUGAAUGCCAUGCCCGCUUUAGCUGAAGAUGAGAUUGUUCUAGACGAAGAAACCGGUUCAAGCAGACGUUCAUCUAAAACAAACGAUAAAUCGAAAAUCAAGCGGACUAAACCGAAACGAGUUUCUCAAGAUGCAUUUGCAGAAGUUGAGCUAGAAUCAGAAGACAUGGCGGAGUCUGGCAAUCUGGUUCCUCCCGCAGUGGGUAAAAAGGAGGCGUCGCGAAGAUUCACGAGGGUUAAAAAGUUCUUUGUAAGAUUUUUCGCAUGCACCAGGGCUAACAAAAAUGACGAGUUCGAAAACGGACAACGGGUCUGAUUCUCAGCUUAACAAACAAUACCAUAAUUUGCUUCUUAGUUAUUGCCUUCAAAUUGCUUAUUUGAUUAUAUAUCAUUGCGAUAGAAAUUAAAAGAACAAUUUGUUUA